Molecule: messenger RNA, 3013 nt
Organism: Anopheles aquasalis
Lineage: Eukaryota; Metazoa; Arthropoda; Insecta; Diptera; Culicidae
Molecular function (GO): 3'-5' exonuclease activity; 5'-3' exonuclease activity
Source: RefSeq, a predicted model, not a curated record
AGUUCCAUCUGUUCCGAAACCUCCCUUUUGUGUGCACCCAAUUUCAUCUUCCGCUGGGAACCUUACGGUUCAUCGUUCUUCGACCAUUUUGCCAGCGCCGCCGCCGCCGCCGCCGCCUCCUCCUCUUUUGCGAGUGGAUCUCCGUUGUUUGUGAACGAUGAUGGUGGAGAAUCCCACUCGUGUCUUCUCCCGCGGCUAUUCUACCUGAACCAGCCCGGGACCGAGAGAGUGCCGCAAGGAUGUGUGAUUCUUUUUUGCGACGAAGGUUACGCUGUUCCGACUUGACAGCAACCCCGCAUCCGACAUGGCACGGCGGGUUGUGCGGCGGGGGCAUGAUGAGAAAAAUUACAUAAUUUUUGGGAUUUUUGCGGCUGGCAGGAAGGACAUGGGGUCUCCCUUUGUGUGUCUACGGGGUGGGGUUGCCCGAUUGCACGUUCCGAUUAUCUUGCCUUCCCAAUCGAAUGUAUUCCUUUCGGGCAUUUGGUGGUUAUGUAAGUCCUCUUCGUCACAACAUACAAACUGCAUCCACUGCAGAAAAAGGGGUAGAUUCAUGGUCACACAGGACACAGCCAUCGGUACAAACGCGGGUAGCGAAGGAUACGAAUCGGUGGGGCCCAUUUUAUAGGAAGCAUGAUGGUGAUGGCAAAGCAGAAACCCGAGCUCAUCGAGCAAAAAUCGCAGCAAGUAACGACCAGCGGAUGGCUGAAGGCAGCAGCAACAUCAUCCCCCGAACAGCGUAGCAUCUUGAGGUGGUGUGUGCGGGCAAAGUCGCUCUUUUGACGAAAACCAUUGGUGCUGGCUGGCUCGCAUAACCGCUGGCCAGGAUUGCGCCCGAGGCGAGAAGCGAUACUAUACUCAUAAACUUAUGCCAUGGGCCGCCAGUUGGGCCACUGAAUCUAGAUACUGACCGCGAGAGACGAACCGAAGCCACAGAGAACCGGCGGGGGAAAGAGAAAGAAGGAUAGUCUCGAGAGAGAGAGAGAGAGAGAGAUAGCAAGGAAAAAAGCUAGAAAAGAGAGCGCGGGAGCGCAAUCCACAAGAACCGCCGUGCACGAGAGCUGGUAAAGGGCAGGUUGCCGCGAAGGUCACCGAGUAUCGCUUCCUGCGAAUACGAUUGCCGGAUCAACAACGCCGCUACUACACCAUCUGCUGGACACCACCACCACCACUCAUCCCUCUUUGGCGGAUCAUCUUGUGCACGCUCCCGAAAAGAACACGCGACGCGGGCACACAUGAUGGCGGAUGCAGCUGAAGAUUAUCCCGAGCAUGAUGGUCCCGAUGCAGCGGUCAACUCGUCGAAGCGGACAUCGACGAUGCGUGAUGAUCGCGGUCACUCUUCAUCGUCCGGCAAACGGAGUGACCGUUCCGGGCGUUACCACGACGACUACGAUUACCAGCGGCAGCAUCAUCGUGAUCAUCGGUCGGAGCGCGAUCGGUAUCGCGAUCGGGACCACAACCGUGAUCAUGGCAGUCACCAUCGCGAUCGCGAUCGUAGGCGUGAUGAAGAUCGCUAUCACCGGUCGGAUCAUCGGCGCGAUCGGCGCACCAGCCGAAGCCCGGUCGAAGAACGUCACGGAAAGUCACGCUCCUCGAGACGCUCGAACAGUCGCGAUCGUGAUCGCUCACGGGAACGCAGUGAGCGAACGGCACAGGAUCGGCUGUCGGUGGAGAUAGAGCAAGAGCUGGCGAACCUUCGGCGGAAGCACGAGCUUGCCGAAGCACUCAAAAAGCAGCAAAAUCCGGGCGAAUCCUCGGACGAUGGAUUCCAGGCAAAGGCACACCAGAUGAUGAAUCCGUGCGGCAGUAACCAGGGGGCACUCCCUCGCAAGCCAGACUUUUUGACCGGCACUACCACCGACGGUGAUGCGGCCGAAUACGUGCCCGAGAUACAAACCGAAGAGGAACGCAUCGAGUUUCAGCGCAAAAUGCAGGAGAAGCUGCAACAGCAUCUGGCAGCCGAGGGCAAACUGUAUCCACCGCGUCCACCGAAAUCUCGCGAAACGGUCACGGCGGCUCCCGUUGUCGUGUCCGGGUUUGCCAACGAUGGAUCGUUUUUGGAAAUGUUCAAGAAGCUGCAAGAGCAACCGCUACUGGCGGCAGCCGCCGGUACAUUCCCAGUCGCAGCUGCUAGCACGGUCACGUCGUUACCGGACCCGCAAACCAUGCCAGUGGUGAUGGUACCACCGGGAGUAUCGCAUGUAGUACCGCCGCCAUCGGCUGUGGGCCCAUAUGCCGCAUAUACCGGUGCUGCUGCCGGGGUAGUGGCACCGGUGGUGCCUGCAGCGGCACUCGGGGUCAAUGCGUUGUCGGCCACACCGGUAACGAAAGCGAUUGCCAAGGAGCCACCACCACCACCGUUGCCAGUGUUUGGGCGGCGGCGUGGUGGCAAGAUCCUUAAGACUGGCCUCGUGAAGAAAGUUCGUCCGGUGGAGGAAGUUUCGGCCGACGCACCAAACGAUGCGUGGUCCCUCUACCUGCAGGAGGUGAAGAAGUACAAGAGUGCUUCGUGUGAUGCGGACUCGAAAACACGUCCGCUCGUGAAGUAAGCGGCCAAUUUGAGACGCUCCGGAGGAGCUGGAAGCCGAUGGUAUAUCCUAUUUUACUGUAUUUUGUGCUUAUCCCACGAUUAUCACCUUUUUGGGAGUUCGUGACACUUGGGAACUGGAGAGAGAGAGAGAGUAUUAGGUGUAAGGAUAUUGGAAGUUUUACCGAUGCAUCUUUGCAGCUAACACGUAUCCCCAGUCAUUCCUACUUAAGGGACUUAGGAUAAGAAGAUUUAUUUAUAUAUUUUGAAACUAUACUAAUUUCAAUCUCUCACGCGUAUCCUACGUACGCUGUACUACUCUCGAGUGAUGGGAAGGGUGUAAGCGGUUCAGUGGGAGGAAAUAGGUCACACACAAAAGGGGGAUGAUCGUUCGAUCGAACGAUCUUGUCUCCGUCUCACUUGGAAAGUGUAACUCUGCCACCAUCAACGUAUGAUCCUUGAUCUUCACCUUGGUAUUUAAUCUGUCGC